This is a messenger RNA of Didymella exigua CBS 183.55, 987 nucleotides long. Its product is annotated as WD repeat-containing protein pop3. Gene Ontology annotation, molecular function: protein binding. The transcript is spliced from 4 exons. Gene Ontology annotation, biological process: TOR signaling; regulation of actin cytoskeleton organization. The coding region runs from base 1 to 987 and encodes 328 amino acids. Lineage: Eukaryota; Fungi; Ascomycota; Dothideomycetes; Pleosporales; Didymellaceae. Gene Ontology annotation, cellular component: TORC2 complex; TORC1 complex. The record is from RefSeq and is a predicted model, not a curated record.
AUGUCUGUUAUUCUCUGCACCGCCGGCUAUGACCACACAAUUCGCUUCUGGGAAGCUCUCUCCGGCAUCUGCUCCCGUACGAUCCCCCACCCCGACUCGCAAGUAAACCGCCUCUGCAUCUCGCCCGACAAGCGCUACCUCGCCGCGGCCGGGCACCACACCGUCAAACUGUACGACAUCAAGUCGACGAACCCCAAUGCGAUCCUCACCUUCGACGGACACACCAGCAACGUGACCGGCGUCGCGUUCCACUGCGAGUCGAAAUGGCUCGUGACGUCGUCGGAGGACGGCACGGUCAAGAUCUGGGACACUAGGAGUGGCAACGUCCAGAGGAACUACACGCAUGGCGUGCCGGUCAAUGAUGUCGUAAUUCAUCCGAAUCAGGGCGAGCUGAUUAGCUGUGAUCGCGGGGGCAAUGUGCGGAUUUGGGAUUUGGGCGAGAACAAGUGUAGCCAUCAGCUGAUCCCAGAGGACGACGUGAGCGUGGCCAGUGUCACGGUGGCGAGCGAUGGGAGUAUGGUGUGUGCUGGGAACAACGCUGGCAACGUCUACGUUUGGAAAAUGGUCAUGCGCGGCGACCUCACCUCGAUAAUACCCGUCUGUAAAUUCCUCGCCCACCACACGUACAUCACCCGCGUUCUGCUCUCCCCCGACGUGCGGCACCUCGCAACCUGCUCCGCCGAUCACACAAGCCGCAUCUGGUCCGUCGACCUCAGUUCGCCGCACAACGUGCAGCCCGGCGACGCCUUACCAUCAGCCGCUGAGCGCGACCCCGCGGCCUUCCCGCUCGAGACGACGCUGCACGGCCAUCAGCGAUGGGUCUGGGACUGCGCGUUCAGCGCCGACAGCGCGUAUCUGGUCACCGCAUGCAGUGACCAUUACGCACGGCUGUGGGAACUGGGUAGUCAGAGCAUCAUCAGGCAGUACAACGGGCAUCAUCGGGGCGCGGUGUGUGUGGCGCUGAACGACACAGCGGUGGGGAACUAG